Messenger RNA from Effrenium voratum, 711 nucleotides. The record is from the annotation of a GenBank genome assembly. NCBI's taxonomy places the organism in Eukaryota, Dinophyceae, Suessiales, Symbiodiniaceae.
AGUGGCUUACAGCAUGCCGCCCGAGAGCAGUGUUCCCAUGGAAACAGAGCUCCCGUGUCUAUAGCAGAGGCAGGCUGUCCAGGCAAGUUGGGCUGUGCAGCAAGUGCUCGAAUUCGCGGCAGGGCCAGAUGAACCAUUGCCUUGUCCUUGCGGCCUUGGUGGCGGCUUUGGGCGAGGCAGCCCGAGAUGGAGAAAGGUCAGUGACGAACCAGGUUGGAGAGUUGCAGGACCAAGGGGCAGCUGCGGAGUAUGAGGAUGCUCAACAACAAGGGCUGCGGACGCUGGACGCUUUGUGGGCAACAACGCGGACACACUGUUCUUCAAUUGGCACGUUGCCACAAGAUGUUUCGAAAGAAUCGCUUUUGCAGCUGAAGGACUGCAUAGAAGCCGAAAAGCUUCUUUACGAAGAAAGGCGACACAUUUUGCAGGAGAACAAAGAAACAGAAGCUGAUUAUGCCGCAGAAUUGCUUGAAACGACGCGCAAGCUACGGGAGCUUCACACACACGCGCAUCAAGCCUUCGCAACGGACAUGAUGCAAGCUCGCCUUGCUGUAGAGCAGGAAGUGCGGUCAGCUGAAUCCGUGCUCAACAGCUUCAAAUUGGUAUCAUGAUCCGGGCGUACCUGUUUGGACAUUGAGACAGGCUUGCUUCUGAGCGUCUUAGAGCGUCUUAGAGUCUUGCUCGGCUUGAGGGACAGAAAAGCGGUAAGUG